This is a messenger RNA of Perognathus longimembris pacificus (Pacific pocket mouse), 9599 nucleotides long. RefSeq names its product Rho GTPase activating protein 5 (gene Arhgap5). NCBI's taxonomy places the organism in Eukaryota, Metazoa, Chordata, Mammalia, Rodentia, Heteromyidae. The transcript has 7 exons. The record is from RefSeq and is a predicted model, not a curated record. Bases 454 to 4965 code for a protein of 1503 amino acids. Gene Ontology annotation, biological process: signal transduction.
GGGUCGGGGCCGCCGCUGGUGGCCGGGGAGGCCGGGCGGGCGAGCCGGGCCGCGGGGUGCCGUCGGGCUCCGGGUUUCGGGGCGUGUGUGUGGCGGGGAGGGGGCGGUCGGCGGCGCCCGGGGAGCGCGCCGGGGCCGGGAGGCGAGCCGAGAGUGGAGGAGGAGAAGGAGGAGGCGGCGGCGGCGGCGGGAGCGCUCCCCAGGAAUGUCGCUGCUGCUGCCGCCGCCCGCGCCGCGGCCGCUGCCGCCGCCGCCGAGGAGGAGACGGCGGAGACCGACGCUGUUAGGAAGAUGAUUCAUCUGAUUUUGAAGACUUGUUUGAGGAAAUGAGGGAAAUACAAAGAACCAAAUAUAAUUCUGAAAUCCAGGAUCUGUAUUUUGAGAUGACUUUAUUUUCAGAAUGAAAAGCAUAUGUGGUUACCUUUAUGAAUGUAGAGACAUGAGAAGAAAGUUAUGAUGGCAAAAAACAAAGAGCCUCGUCCCCCAUCCUAUACUAUCAGUGUAGUUGGACUCUCUGGAACUGAAAAAGACAAAGGUAACUGUGGAGUUGGAAAGUCUUGUUUGUGCAAUAGAUUUGUACGCUCAAAAGCAGAUGAAUACUAUCCAGAGCAUACUUCUGUGCUUAGCACCAUUGACUUUGGAGGAAGAGUAGUAAACAAUGAUCAUUUUUUAUAUUGGGGUGACAUAAUACAAAGUGGUGAAGAUGGAGUAGAAUGCAAAAUUCAUGUCAUUGAACAGACAGAAUUCAUUGAUGACCAGACUUUCUUGCCUCAUCGGAGUACAAAUUUACAACCAUAUAUAAAACGUGCAGCUGCCUCUAAAUUACAGUCAGCAGAAAAACUGAUGUAUAUUUGCACUGAUCAACUCGGCUUGGAGCAAGACUUUGAGCAGAAGCAAAUGCCGGAAGGGAAACUCAAUGUCGAUGGAUUUUUAUUGUGCAUUGAUGUAAGUCAAGGAUGUAAUCGGAAAUUUGAUGAUCAACUUAAAUUUGUGAAUAACCUUUUUGUCCAGCUAUCAAAAUCAAAAAAACCUGUAAUAAUAGCAGCAACUAAAUGUGACGAAUGUGUGGAUCAUUAUCUUAGAGAAGUUCAAGCAUUUGCUUCAAACAAAAAGAACCUUCUUGUAGUGGAAACAUCAGCAAGAUUUAAUGUCAACAUUGAGACAUGUUUCAUUGCACUGGUACAAAUGUUGGAUAAAACUCGUGGCAAACCUAAAAUUAUUCCGUAUCUGGAUGCUUAUAAAACACAGAGACAACUUGUUGUCACAGCAACAGAUAAGUUUGAAAAACUUGUGCAGACGGUGAGAGACUAUCAUGCAACUUGGAAAACUGUUAGUAAUAAAUUAAAAAAUCAUCCAGAUUAUGAAGAAUAUAUCAACUUAGAGGGAACAAGAAAGGCCAAAAAUACGUUCUCAAAACAUAUAGAGCAACUUAAACAGGAACAUAUCAGAAAAAGAAGAGAAGAAUAUAUAAAUACUUUACCAAGAGCUUUUAAUACUCUUUUGCCAAAUUUGGAGGAGAUAGAACAUUUGAAUUGGUCAGAAGCUUUGAAAUUAAUGGAGAAAAGAGCAGAUUUCCAGUUAUGUUUUGUGGUGCUAGAAAAAACACCUUGGGAUGAAACUGACCAUAUAGACAAAAUUAAUGAUAGACGAAUCCCAUUUGACCUCUUGGGCACUUUAGAAGCUGAAAAGGUCUAUCAGAACCAUGUACAGCAUCUAAUAUCAGAGAAAAGGCGAGUUGAAAUGAAGGAAAAAUUCAAGAAGACUUUGGAAAAAAUUCAGUUCAUUUCACCUGGGCAGCCGUGGGAGGAAGUUAUGUGCUUUGUUAUGGAGGAUGAAGCCUUCAAAUACAUCACUGAGGCUGACAGCAAAGAGGUAUAUGGUAGGCAUCAGCGAGAGAUAGUUGAAAAAGCCAAAGAAGAGUUUCAGGAAAUGCUUUUUGAACAUUCUGAACUUUUUUAUGAUUUAGAUCUUAAUGCAACACCAAGUUCAGAUAAAAUGAGUGAAAUUCAUACAGUUCUGAGUGAAGAACCGAGGUACAAAGCUUUACAGAAACUUGCACCUGAUAGGGAAUCUCUUCUCCUUAAACACAUAGGAUUUGUUUAUCAUCCCACUAAAGAAACAUGCCUUAGUGGCCAAAACUGUACAGACAUUAAAGUGGAGCACUUACUUGCCAGUAGUCUCUUACAGUUGGAUCAUGGACGUUUGAGGUUAUAUCAUGAUAGUACCAAUAUAGAUAAAGUUAACCUUUUCAUUUUAGGGAAAGAUGGUCUUGCCCAAGAACUAGCAAAUGAAAUAAGGACGCAAUCCACUGAUGAUGAAUAUGCCUUAGAUGGAAAAAUUUAUGAACUUGAUCUUCGGCCAGUUGAUGCCAAAUCGCCUUAUAUUUUGAGUCAAUUAUGGACUGCCGCCUUUAAACCACAUGGGUGCUUCUGUGUAUUUAAUUCCAUUGAGUCACUGAGUUUUAUCGGAGACUUCAUUGGAAAAGUGAGAACUGAAGCUUCUCAGAUCAGAAAAGAUACAUAUAUGGCUAAUCUUCCAUUUACAUUAAUUCUGGCUAAUCAGCGAGAUUCCAUUAGUAAGAAUCUACCCAUUCUCAGGCACCAAGGACAGCAGUUGGCAAACAAGUUACAAUGUCCUUUUGUAGAUGUACCUACUGGUACAUAUCCUCGUAAAUUUAAUGAAUCCCAAAUAAAGCAAGCUCUAAGAGGAGUCUUGGAAUCAGUCAAACACAAUUUGGAUGUGGUAAGCCCAGUUCCUACCAAUAAAGAUGUAUCAGAAGCUGACUUGAGAAUUGUCAUGUGUGCCAUGUGUGGCGAUCCAUUUAGUGUAGAUCUUAUUUUAUCACCCUUCCUUGAUUCUCAUUCUUGUAGUGCUGCUCAAGCUGGUCAGAAUAAUUCCCUAUUGCUUGACAAAAUUAUUGGUGAAAAAAGAAGGCGGAUACAGAUCACAAUAUUAUCGUACCACUCCUCAAUUGGAGUAAGGAAAGAUGAACUGGUUCAUGGGUAUAUAUUAGUUUAUUCUGCAAAACGGAAAGCGUCAAUGGGAAUGCUUAGAGCAUUUCUAUCAGAAGUUCAGGACACCAUUCCUGUACAACUGGUGGCAGUUACUGACAGCCAAGCAGAUUUUUUUGAAAAUGAAGCUAUCAAAGAAUUAAUGACUGAAGGAGAACAUAUUGCAACUGAGAUCACUGCUAAAUUUACAGCAUUAUAUUCUUUAUCUCAGUAUCAUCGGCAGACAGAAGUCUUUACUCUGUUUUUCAGUGAUGUUCUAGAGAAAAAAAAUAUGAUAGAAAAUUCCUAUUUGUCUGACAAUACACGGGAAUCAGCCCAUCAAAGUGAAGAUGUUUUUCUACCAUCUCCCAGAGACUGUUAUCCCUAUAACAACUACCCUGAUUCAGAUGAUGACACUGAAGCACCACCUCCUUAUAGUCCAAUUGGGGAUGAUGUGCAGUUGCUUCCAACACCUAGUGACCGUUCCAGAUACAGGUUAGACUUGGAAGGAAAUGAAUAUCCUGUUCAUAGUACCCCAAACUGUCAUGAUCAUGAACGCAACCAUAAAGUGCCUCCACCUAUUAAACCUAAACCAGUUGUACCUAAGACAAAUGUGAAGAAACUGGAUCCAAACCUUUUAAAAACAAUUGAAGCUGGUAUUGGUAAAAACCCAAGAAAACAGAUUUCUCGGGUGCCUUUGGCACAUCCUGAAGAUAUGGAUUCUUCAGAUAACUAUGCGGAACCCAUAGACACAAUUUUCAAACAGAAGGGCUACUCUGAUGAGAUUUAUGUUGUCCCAGAAGAUAGUCAGAAUCGAAUUAUUAAAAUUCGAAACUCAUUUGUAAAUAAUACCCAAGGAGAUGAAGAAAAUGGAUUUUCUGAUAGAACCUCAAAAGGUCAUGGGGAACGGAGACCUUCAAAAUACAAAUAUAAAUCUAAAACCCUGUUUAGUAAAGCCAAGUCAUACUAUAGAAGAACACAUUCAGAUGCAAGUGAUGAUGAGGCUUUCACUACUUCUAAAACAAAAAGAAAAGGAAGGCAUCGUGGAAGUGAAGAAGAUCCACUACUUUCUCCUGUUGAAACUUGGAAGGGUGGUAUUGAUAAUCCUGCUAUCACUUCUGACCAGGAGGUAGAUGAUAAGAAGAUGAAGAAGAAAACCCACAAAGUAAAAGAGGAUAAAAAGCAGAAAAAGAAAAUUAAGAACUUUAAUCCACCAACACGUAGAAAUUGGGAAAGUAAUUACUUUGGGAUGCCCCUCCAGGAUCUGGUUACAGCUGAGAAGCCCAUACCUCUAUUUGUUGAAAAAUGUGUGGAAUUCAUUGAAGAUACAGGAUUAUGUACCGAAGGACUCUACCGAGUUAGUGGAAACAAAACUGAUCAAGACAACAUUCAAAAGCAGUUUGAUCAAGAUCAUAAUAUCAGUCUAGUAUCAAUGGAAGUGACAGUAAAUGCUGUAGCUGGCGCUCUUAAAGCUUUCUUUGCAGAUUUACCAGAUCCUUUAAUUCCAUAUUCACUCCAUCCGGAACUUUUGGAAGCAGCAAAAAUUCCAGAUAAAACAGAACGCCUUCAUGCCUUGAAAGAAAUUGUUAAGAAAUUUCAUCCUGUAAACUACGAUGUAUUCAGAUAUGUGAUAACACACCUAAACAGGGUUAGUCAGCAAAAUAAAAUCAACCUAAUGACAGCAGACAACUUAUCUAUCUGUUUUUGGCCAACGUUGAUGAGACCUGAUUUUGAAAAUCGAGAGUUUCUGUCUACUACUAAGAUCCAUCAAUCUGUGGUUGAAACAUUCAUUCAACAGUGUCAAUUUUUCUUUUAUAAUGGAGAAAUUCUAGAAACUGUGAACGCUGUGGCCCCUCUACCACCUACAAACCCUGGACAGUUGGUGGAAUCAAUGGUACCACUUCAGUUACCACCACCAUUGCAACCUCAGCUGAUUCAACCACAAUUACAGACAGAUCCUCUUGGUAUUAUAUAAGUAAUCACUGAUUGCAGACAGCCUGACAUUGGACAAAAAAAGUCUAGACAUGCAUGUUUCAGGGUUCAGUAGUAUAUUUCAUAUUUCAUACAAAUAAUUCACAUUCAAAAUGAGAGAUUUUCUCUUUGAACUAUAUUAUAUUCCUUAUUCACUUCCAUUACAAAUCAAAGACCAUAUGGUAAGCAUGACUGGAGAGGUUUAAUUUUUAUAAACAAAAAUAGCUAUAAAAUACAAAGCUGCUGCUGCAUGCAACCUUAUUGCAAUCAGUAUAUCAUUCCUGUGGCAAUUUCUGUCACAUUAUAUUGUGAAUAAAAUUUUUCUAUAGAAAUUAAAUGAUUUAAAGACUCACAUAUAUGAAACAUUUAAUGCUUCUCAGCCUGCUUUAUGGCUGGUUUUGUUACUCAGUGUGCUAAUUUGGGUAUCUUAAUUUACAUUCUAGCAGUCUGUAGAUAACUAAAAGCCCAGUUAAGUAUUUUAUAAUUUCAGGCUACUAUGCCAUGCUUGGGAUGUUGUUUGAAAGAAAGAAAGAAAAAAGAAUACAUGUAACAUAUUUCACAUUUCUGCACCUUCAUUGUACUUCUGAGUAAACCUGUGGAUAAUUUGAUGAGGUAUAAAUGAGCCUUUUUCUUUUAUACACAUACCAAGGACAUGCUUGUGGCUAAAGUGAGUUGAUAAUGUGGUACAAAGGGUAGUUGUCACCAACUCAUUUCUUUAUGGUCCAUAAUAAAAAACAUUUUGUAUGCUGUUAAUUCUGUAAACAGAUGCAUGUUCAAAAGAUCUAUGAUGGUCUUAUAAUCUUAAUCUAAUAUAUUUUAGAUAUUUUAAUUUUUCCCUCUUAGGGAAUACAUUUAGUAUAGUGUAGAAAAAUACUUCAUGACAUUUUCAUAUAAGGUUAUAUAACUUUUCAUACAUAAACAUAAAAUUUGUUGUAGAAAAUUCUUUAAACCAAAUUUUAAUCUAGGAUUUCAAUUUAAUCUGUUCCUUGAAUCUAUUUUUAUGUGGCCCUUAAGAACAUAUCCAAAAUAUCCAUUGCUAAUAUAGCAAUAAAAAUACUUUGGGUACUGACAGACUCGUUGGAGUGUGUAUAUAUAAAAUCACAAACUUGCAUUCAUAUCUUUUCUGUGAUGUGUUGUGUUAAAAUCCAAAAUGGCUUUUGCACCAUUUUUUAAACGUCUUUUUUUUUUUCUUUUGAUGUUGGUACUGGAGUUGCUAUAAAUGACUGCUGCUUUUGGAGUUAAAUGUUUGUUAGUGAAGAUACACCCGGAGCACUAAUACACAAAAAAAUUCAGUACAGGUAGCACAAAUUUUGUUAGACUUCAUUCAGAAUUGUUUCAUUAUCAUACCACCAUUAUUUUUCUGGUAAGGGGAAAUAAGGUUUUUCCACUACUGGUAUGUAGUAAAUGUAGACACUACAUACAUACUAGUAUGUAGUAAAAUGUAGUAAAGAAGAAGUUAACUGAUUAUUGUUAUCUUCAUACUGCAAUUUUUUAAAUUACCUUACAUGUAUUAUAGUAAAUAGAUAAUUUAGAGAUUCAAGGCUCCUAAGAGUUUGAUUUACUUCAUUUUUCCCCUAAAAUAACUAUUUCCUAGAAUUGUACUUCCAAUUCUCACUUCAGAACCAAGAUGUCAACAAGAACCAGGCUGCUGUUGAAAUACAUGUAUAUUAUAAAUUAUCUUAUUUGUGUUACACUCUUACAUGUUAUAUUAUCUUUUCUAAGAAAACAAAGUCCCUAUUGUUCCUAUUGCAAAGCACACAGGAAUUAAGAAAGUACAGUAAUUUUUAAAAAAAAAUCCGGUAAAUGUAGUAUUCUUAACUUGUUCUAUAUUACUUAUGCCUAUUGUCUAUAUAGCUUUAAUUUAUAGCUGUCAGUUUAACAUUGGCAUGUCUGGCAAAGAAAAUUAAAACUUUAAGAGUUUUAUAAACUGUUUCUAGGUUGCUAAAGAAUUUAUUUUUCUACUAUAUAUGGUAUAGACAAAGCAUCAAACUAUGUACAGGGAAAAAAAAAGCCUGAAUAUUUCUAUUGGAAAUAGGCUGAAAAGAGAAUUUUCAGAACUGUUUGUGUCUUUGGUUCAUUCUAUCAUAACUCGGCUAUUGUAAUAUGUGAAUUCAGUUUAUUUAAGCUGUUCUCUUUUUAUACCAUGUUAAUUUAACAUUCAUUUGCAUUUAGUACCAUCUUGUUACUAUAAUUAGCAUUUAUCAUUUUCCACAUUUAAUCACCUUACACCUUUCCUAAAACUUUUUUUCUGCAUUUCUAUGCAUUCUGUCAUUGAUUUGACACACUUCAUAGUGAGUCUUUUAAAUGUUCUACAUAUGGUUCAAUUAACUAGUAGGUUACAGUUAUUGAAAAUUAAAGUCCAAUUUAAAGCUCAGUCUGUUACACUGAAUUGAUUGUGUUUGUUUUUGCCAAGGGUUUAGCAAUGUUUUUAAAUAUUAGAAAAAUAAUUCUAAGAACAGAGUAACAAUAUUUUUUCUGGUAAGUUACUGAAACAUUUCACGUUUUAGGGGGAUAUAUUAUUUAUGAGGCUUCUUAAAAGACUGAACAAAUGGUCUCAUAAUUAUGGAUAAACAUUAAGGCAUUUUACAAUAUUAAAUAAAAUUCCAUCCACACACAUUGCCAUUGUUUCAUUCAUGCUUAGAGUUAUUACAAUAUUGGACUUAACAAUAUCUAGAUUAACAGUAUAAAAUGCAUAGUGGUACUGUCUCAAACUUUCAGUAGCAUUUUCAGAGGCCAGAUUCUAUUCAACAGACACCUUUAGGAAAUCCAAGUAAUUUACAAAAAAAAAAUAGACAAAAUAUUUUUGUUUCAUAUUAUAUUUUUAGUAGUGCUUUUUCCCCUUAACAUUAACAAAUUGUAAAUACUGUGGGUAACAGCAAUCUAAUUUAGCCAGAAAGCAGCUUUUAUUUUCCAUGCUGUUUGUAAAUAAUACCAACCAUUUAGAAUUUUUUUGAGGUGCCAGAAUAUAAUUUCUAAUAUCUCUUAGAUAUAAAAAUAAAAGGGAGCAAUUGAAAUAAGAACUUAGGUUCCAUAGUGACUUUUAGUUUUUUAUACAGUAAUAAUUGUGAUGCUAUUUGUCAGCUGGAUAUAAAUAUAUAUACAUAUAUAAUUUUAAAAAGUCAAAAGUGGUUUGUUUCCUUGUUCUAACAGAUGUGCUUCACCGAGAGGGUGCUGCAAUAAAUUGUCAGCCAAGCCUCUAAUGUAGAGUACCGUGAAUAAGACAUUAAUUUAUACUUUCCUCUAUUUACCUUUUUAAGUAAGCCAACAAUUUUUCAAGUAAAAUGUGAAAAAUAAGUUUAGUCAAUAUAAUGAGAAUUCUGCUAGGGAAAUUUAUCAUUGGGCUUUCACUACACAAUGAAAGGAGAUUUAAAAUUCAUUCUGGUGUCUUUGAAAAUUGGAUAUAAGUCAUCAGGAAAAUGAGAUAAUGUAUGAUUUCUAAAACUCAGACUUUAGCUGAAUCUGAAUUUUUGAGGUAUAGCUAAACAUUGUUUUGAACCACUAGAAAUGUUUUUAAGCUUGUUCUCCUUACAGCAGAGCUUUUAAUGUCAAAGAAUGUAAUUUUUUUUUUUCUCCUCUUCAUGGUUUGGAAAUCCAAGCCAAACUUUAUGGGUAUAUGCUGGAUAGACCUGUCGGAUUCUGUGGAUUUGGUGAGGUCAUUUUGUCUUGAAACUUUUUAAUUUUGCUUUUAAUUAUGUAAUAUAUUUUUCAUCAGUGUUCAGUACUUGAAUUCAGGACUUGAAUGCUUGCUAAGGCAGGCAUUAUGCCACUUGAGCCAUUCCUCCAGCCCAAAUAAUUCUUGGAAGGAUGUUUGUUUUAAUGCAUUAUGGGAGAUGUUUACUUUUUAUUAUAUUUGAGUUCUUGAAAUUUGCCUUUCCAGGUUGCCAAAUAUUUGAAAAAUAAACAUUUUUGAGGUGUAAUAAGGCAAGGGAAUACUCUUAAAUCAUUUUUUAUUAUUGUGACAUCUGUAUGUACUUUUUGAAGACUAUUCAUUAAUAUUUCAUUCUAACAUCCUACAUUUGGUGUGAUCCACAUGUACAUAAAGCAGUUCAAACCUACUUGGAACUUCCACUAUUUAGUUGAACCUAAUCAUCAUCAGCAUGACCGCCUCCCACAGACAAAAUGCAAUUUACCUUUCAGGAGGAGUGGAAAGCCACAGAAUCUCAUUCAUGUCUUAGUUAAAUUGUGUAAUAUGAGUCAUUUGUGGAAACUGCUCACACAGGAAGAAUGUUUUUUUUUAAGCUAGUGAAUAAAUUCACAAUGAAAGUUAAUAUUUUUAUUUCAAAUGGUUAAGAUUACUGUGAAAAAAUUUAAUAAUAGCUCUCCCAUCCUAAUAGUUACUUAACAUGUAGUCUAUCACUUUCGUAGUGUUUCAAUUUUUUCCUAUUUCUGUAUUAAGUUUUAUUUCAAUAUAAUUGAUUAGGAUUUAUACCCAAAUUGGUUUUAAAUAUGUGUCAGUCUUCCCUCAUCAGAUCAUUUUCUUGUGUCCUUAACUGUAAAUGGUUUGUCCUAUAUUCUAAGUACUUGCUGUGAAUUUUUUUUUAAAGAUUCUUAGCAGCUUUAGAUUUGGAGCUCUUAGAUUUCUUUUCUCUAGGUAUUUGGUAUAUUUUUACCCAAAUAAAUGUCUUAGGUGUUCAAGAA